This is a messenger RNA of Cherax quadricarinatus, 1039 nucleotides long. Its product is annotated as high mobility group protein DSP1. The record is from RefSeq and is a predicted model, not a curated record. Gene Ontology annotation, biological process: regulation of transcription by RNA polymerase II. Gene Ontology annotation, molecular function: DNA binding, bending. Lineage: Eukaryota; Metazoa; Arthropoda; Malacostraca; Decapoda; Parastacidae.
UGACGAGCAGAUUGUGGCGGGCGAGGAGUAAAGCUGGUGUGUCCCGCGUGGCCUGGCGCGCAAUAACGGUCGUAAAGCGUCACUUAGUAAGACGGUAUCAGAGGGGGAGGGUCGCUCAGCUCUUCCUCUACCGCACAGCGGUUCAACCUUUUCUCAGGAUUGCCACCUAAAGUGCCAAGAUGCCGCGUGGGAGACCCCGUGGUUCAGGGACAGCCGUAGACAAACCCCGUGGUCGUAUGACUGCUUACGCCUACUUUGUGCAAACCUGCCGUUCUGAACACAAGAAACUUCACCCCGACGAGAACGUGCAGUUCGCAGAGUUCUCCCGCCAGUGUUCUGAGCGAUGGAAGACGAUGUCCGAGAAAGAAAAAAAGAAGUUUCACGACAUGGCCGAAGAGGACAAGACUCGCUUCAACGAGGAGAUGAAGGACUUCGUUCCCCCAGCGGGUGGGCGUCGUGGGCGGCGCGGGCGGGGUAACAAGCCACCCAAGGACCCUAACAAGCCCAAACGAGCCUUGUCUGCCUUUUUCUAUUACGCCAACGAUGAACGAGCCAAGGUACGUGCCGCCAAUCCCGACUUCUCUGUGGGGGAGGUGGCCAAGGAGCUGGGCCGCCAGUGGGCUGAAAUGUCUGAAUCCGAGAAGAUAAAGUACGAGAAGAUGGCUGAGGAAGACCGCGCUAGAUACAACAAGGCGAUGUCGGCCUACAAGGCUGGUGAUGGCUCACCCUUGAAGAAAGCCAAGGCUGCUAAUGGUCACCCUGUUGAUGUUAUGCCCGAUGAAGACGAUGACGAGAACGACGCAGGCUCCGAAGAAGACGAUGACGAUGAUGGCUCUGGCGAGGAUGACUAAGUGAAGUGAUUGUGUGAGCAUUUACACGACCAAAAAGACAAGUGUUAUGUGAUGUACAAACUUAUUUUUAUACUGCUAAGCCUGUACAUUUUAGCAAGUAAGGUAUUUAUCCCAUCCGGGGAUUCCUCAAGGAUUGAUUUUACGUCCCUUUAUGUACUUACCAAUUUCAAAUUUAGUUUUUAUAUUUU